AUGCACUUCUCUACCGUUGCUGCCGUAGUCUUUGCGGUGGCUCCUCAGUUGGCAUCCGCACACUUCCUCUUUCCCCAUCUCAUGCUCAACGGCGUGCGCACCGGCGCGUUUGAGUAUGUCCGUGAACACGACUUCGGCUUCAUGCCGCACAACAAUGACUUCAUCAACUCACAGGACUUCCGCUGCAACGAGGGCUCCUGGAGACACCGCCGCGAGCCCAAGACGGCGCAGGUCAUAGCUGGGCGAGACACGGUUGGGUUCAACCUGCACCUUGACUUUGGGAUCUACCACCCGGGCCCGGUCACUAUCUAUCUCUCCAAAGCCCCCGGUGAUGUCCGCGACUACGACGGGUCGGGCGACUGGUUCAAGGUGUACCAGCUCGGCACUAUGAUGCCCUGGAACGGCACUGAUCAGGGCUGGCUUACGCGCGACAAAAAGAACUUUCAGUUCCGCCUGCCAUCUGAGAUUCCGGCCGGCCAAUACCUGAUGCGCAUCGAGCAGAUGAGCGUUCAUCCCCCUUACAAACAGAAGGAGUGGUACGUCCAGUGCGCCCAUCUGAAUAUCGCCAGCAACUACAACGGACGCGCCCCCGGUCCGACCAUCCGCUUCCCGGGCGGUUAUAAGAUCAGCGACCCUGCGAUUCAACUUGACAGCUGGGCCAAGCCUCCUCCGACAUUUGCGCCCAUGCCCGGCCCUCAGCUUUGGCCUAACUAG
Podospora anserina S mat+ is the source of this 714-nucleotide messenger RNA. RefSeq lists its product as uncharacterized. The record is from RefSeq and is a predicted model, not a curated record. The transcript is spliced from 3 exons. Lineage: Eukaryota; Fungi; Ascomycota; Sordariomycetes; Sordariales; Podosporaceae. The coding region runs from base 1 to 714 and encodes 237 amino acids.